Alnus glutinosa is the source of this 1588-nucleotide messenger RNA. RefSeq names its product glycosyltransferase BC10. The record is from RefSeq and is a predicted model, not a curated record. Gene Ontology annotation, molecular function: glycosyltransferase activity. NCBI's taxonomy places the organism in Eukaryota, Viridiplantae, Streptophyta, Magnoliopsida, Fagales, Betulaceae. Gene Ontology annotation, cellular component: membrane. Bases 153 to 1349 code for a protein of 398 amino acids. The transcript is spliced from 2 exons.
CAAAUUAAAACAUGCAAUCGUAUAAACUAAUUAGGAGAAAGUCUUGUAUAAUUACUUGAGUUUCAAGCGUUCUAAUUGGCUUUUUAGCAAUUUAAAUUACUAACAAUCUCCUUAAUUCAUUCUCUCUCGUUCUUUUUCGAUGUGUGAUAACAAUGGGGAAUGGUGAUCAGCAGCAUCAAUCUCAGUUGGUUUCCAAGCUCUUCAUUAAUCCCCAUUUACAAUCCAACCUUGUCUUUUAUCUUUUCAUCUUUGUCAUUGUUUUGCCUUUCGGAUUCAUAACCUGUUUGUACCUUAAAAGCUUCUCAUCAUUUACUUUACAAAUGGCCACCUCGUUUUCUACUUCUCCGCCAAUAUCGUCGUUGCCGCACGCACCAAUUACACCCCCACCACAGCCGUCACCGACGCCUCCACCACCACUGAUUUCAUCGCCAUCAGUACUGGAUGCUCAUAAUAUGAGUGACAUGGAGUUGCUCCAGAGAGCAUCAUUAAUGGUUCCACGGCCAGAACUUCCUACCGUGCUUGGCGUCCCGAAGGUGGCUUUCAUGUUCUUGACAAAAGGGCCUUUGCCAUUGGCUCCCUUGUGGGAGCAGUUUUUCAAAGGGCAUGAAGGCUUUUACUCCAUAUAUGUGCACACACAUCCUUCUUUCAAUGAUUCUACGCCUGAAGAUUCUGUCUUUCAUGGUAGAAGAAUCCCUAGCCAGGAAGUUUAUUGGGGUACAGCCACAAUGAUUGACGCGGAGAGACGCCUAUUAGCAAAUGCCCUGCUGGACUUCUCCAAUCAAAGAUUUGUAUUGCUCUCAGAAUCUUGCAUCCCAUUAUUCAACUUCAAAACCAUUUACAGCCAUCUCAUGGGCUCAAAACAGAGCUUCGUAGGCUGCUUUGACGACCCAAGGAAGCCAGGCCGUGGCCGAUAUAACCCCAAAAUGUUUCCCACAGUAACCAUUACAGAUUGGAGAAAAGGGUCUCAGUGGUUUGAGGUGCACCGUGAGCUCGCCGUCCACAUUGUGUCUGACAGCAAAUACUACUCUAUUUUUAAGCAACAUUGUCUCCCGCCGUGUUACGUCGACGAACAUUACAUUCCUACACUGGUGAACAUCUUGUUCCCGGAGUUGAAUUCGAAUAGGAGUAUUACGUGGGUUGAUUGGUCGAGAGGCGGUCCUCAUCCUGGAAAGUUUGGAUGGGGAGAUAUCACCGACGAGUUUCUUAAUCGGAUUCGAUUUGGAUCGACGUGUUUCCAUAAUGGAAAUGCUACGUCCAUGUGUUUCUUGUUUGCAAGAAAGUUUCUACCCAGCGCGUUGGAGCCUCUAUUACGGGUUACUCCUUUGUUGCUUGGUUUUGAUCCAUAUUAAUUAGAUCGAGUUUAUUAAUUCAACAAUGUUAAUUAAUUAAUGUCUGUGUAAUUAAAUUCGAAAUAAUAUAUGGUAGCUCAUCGAUCUGUAAUUUCAUUUAAAUUUCGAUUACUAACAUUAUAUAUUGACUUGACUUUAAUUUUUUCUAGACUUUUGCAUUAGUCCAAAAACAUUAAAGAAAGAAAAAAAAAAUCUUGUAUCACUUAGCACGUGAAAAAUAUAUGGUUUUUUUAUAACAU